Molecule: messenger RNA, 2859 nt
Organism: Oryza sativa Japonica Group (Japanese rice)
Lineage: Eukaryota; Viridiplantae; Streptophyta; Magnoliopsida; Poales; Poaceae
Source: RefSeq, a predicted model, not a curated record
ACGUGGAUCUGUAUGUCAACUUUGUCGUUUGUGUACCCGGCCGGUCCUGGACGGGGGUUUUAAUGCACAUUCUGCUUGGGAAUUCUAUUCGGAAAUUUCUGGGCGUGACAGGUCAGCCACUCCCAAAAUCUCCAGUGCAUCUUCUUCUUCCCCUCUUCAAAACCCCACCAGUGGUCAGCAAUAUAGGACUUCAUCUUUUCACAAGUCAUGAUCGGGAUACGGAAACAACUCAUGACAAAGUCGGGUAUCGCCUGUGCCACUGAUUUCAGCAUGGUUUCUUUACCCGCCCUUGAGAGAGGCAUGUCUGUCCAACCAUUGACUCUUUUCCAAAUUCUGCCAGGGAGAAAUUGGAAGGAGUUUGAAACUGCCCUGCUGAUUUCAGUAGGCAUUCCAAGGUAGGAAUCUUGUAGGAUUUCCGUUGACACUUGCAACUUUGCCUUUACUUCAUUCCGGAUGUUGCUUGGACAUCUUUUUCCAAAGAAAAUGGAGGAUUUUUGCAUGUUAAUUUUCUGUCCCGAGGCAUCACAAUAGGCUUGCAGUGUGGAUUUGAUAGCCUGGACACUUCUGUGAUCACUUCUAGGAAAGAAAAUGCUGUCAUCUGCGAAGAGCAAGUGGGAGAUUGGAGGUCCUUGCCUGCCAUUCCUAAUCCCAUGUAGAAAUCCUUGUUGUUCCUUCUUCUGCAGCAUGCAAGAGAGCCCCUCAGUACAGAGUAGGAAGAGGUAGGGGCUUAUGGGAUCGCCCUGCCUUAUUCCCCUCGAGGGAACAACAGUGUCGGUGAGCUCACCAUUAAUCCGGAUUGCAUAUCUUGUCGAGGUCACGCAGCGCAUCACCGUAUUGAUCCAGUCCUGUUCAAAACCAAGUCUCAUCAGGCAGCCAUGGAGAUAAGACCACUCAAUCCUAUCAUAAGCCUUCAUCAUGUCGAUCUUUAGAGCAAAGAAAGGCUUCUUGUUGCUUUGUUUCUUAAUGGUGUUUAAACAUUCAUAGGCCACAAGAGAACUGUCAGUGAUAAGUCUCCCCGGCACAAAGGCGCUUUGGAACUCGGAGACAAUAUCAGGAAGGAAGAGUUUGAGACGGUUUGCUAAGACCUUCGAAGCAAUUUUGUAGAGCACAUUGCACAAACUAAUUGGGCGGAAUUUGGAGAGAUGUUCAGGGUUGUGUACCUUGGGAAUUAGGACAAUGACAGAAUCACAAAAACCUUCCGGGAUCUCCUCUCCCAAAAGGAAACCACGCACUGCAUUGCAAAUCUCCCCUUUGAUCAGUCCCCAGUGGGUUCAGAUGUGAAGAGAUCCUCAUAGAACUUUCCGGCCAUCCGGCCCCGGUGCUUUGGUUGGGCCCAUUUGGAACAGCGCAUCUUUGAUCUCAUCAUCAGAGUAUGGUUUGCCCAGUUCCUCAUUGACCAGCACAUCAACUUUGAUUGGGAUUGCCUCUAACACCACAUCAGUUGACACACAAGGUUCAGAUGUGAAGAGAUCCUCAUAGAACUUUCCGGCCAAUUUUUUUAUACCCUCCUGAUCAGUGCAUCUAGUGCCGUCAUCCUUUACCAGCACAGUGAUCUUGUUGGUGCGCCGCCGUGCCGUGGCCCUAGCAUGAAAGAAAGCAGUGUUACGGUCUCCUUCUCGGAGCCAGUCCACUCGUGACCUUUGUCGAGCCAUGAUUUCUUCUCUCUCAAAGAGCUCACACAACUGCCUUUCUACCAUCCUUUCUUCUUGUAUCACACUCUCCUCCAAACCUGAAGACCGGAGUGUUUUUAGCUUCCUCUCCAAUCUCUGUAUUUCUUUGCGGAUCGAGCCAAAAGACACUUUGCUCCAGUCACGAAGAGAUGCAGCCAUCUGUUGCAUAUUUCUCCAGGUGCCCUGCAGAGACUGUGAGCCAUCACUGCCCCGUGCCCAUGCUGAUUCCACCACCUCCCUGUAAUCCCCAGCUCUGAGCCAGGCAGCCUCAAAACGGAAACCUUGUUGCACAGGCGUCCUCCCUGUAAUCCCCAACCCUUCCACACUCUUCACUCCUCUCCCUCCAUAUAAACUCCAAGCUCCCCCCCUCCAUCUCUCCCAAGUCCCAACAAAGAACGCGACGAUCGCGCAAGCACCCACACACGACGAGAGAGAGAGAGAUCAUCACCAUUAUAUCCACCAAGCAAAGUAGUUUUUGUUAUCGAUGGAGUUGUCGGUGGUCGGCGGCGAGCCGUUGCUGGCGGUGGCGAUGCAGCAGCUGCUGGACCUGGACCUCCCCGAUGAGCUGGAGCGGCAGCUCAACCCGCCGACGCGCGCCUACGUGCGCGACCGCCGCGCCAUGGCCAACACCCCCAUGGACGUCAAGGAGCUCCGGGCCUCCGGCGCGCUCGUGCUCGCCGUCGACAUGCCCGGCGUCGCCCCCGCCGACGUCCGGGUCGAGGUCGAGGACGGCAACGUGCUCGCCAUCAGCGGCGAGCGCAGGCGCCCCGCCGGCGACGGCGACGACGGCGGCGAGGGGGUGAAGUACCUGAGGAUGGAGCGGCGGAUGGGCAAGUUCAUGAGGAGGUUCCCGCUGCCGGAGAGCGCCGACCUCGACGGCGUCCGCGCCGAGUACAAGGACGGGGUGCUCACCGUCACCGUCGACAAGAAGCCGCCACCGGAGCCCAAGAAGCCGCGCGUCGUCGAGGUCAAGGUCGCCGGCGCCGGCGAGCCCAAGGGCAAGGGCAAGUAGGCGAACCGUGCGUCGCUGCCAUCAUCAUGAUGGUCCUGGAAUGUUUGUGUUCUUCUUUUGAGCUAGUUAGUGAUCGUCUGAUCAAGUAAUCAGUGAAUAAGUGUGUGGUAUUAGUUAUCUGCUUAUGUAUUUUGUGUGGCUUGGUAGCCGUGAAAUGGAAUGAAAUUUGCCCUUAAA